AUAAAAUACGAAAAGUGAAAUAUAUCGAUGGACUACUUAUGUGACCUAUCAAAAAACCGUUAACGAAUUGAAACUAACGUAUAAAACAGUGAUACAAUGUAGCCAAACAUAAAAUAUAAAUGAACAAAACAUAAUUCUUACUGCCAACGUCGUUGAAACUAUUUGUUGAUAUUUCUUCGUUAAUACGAAAAGGGGAUUCGUUCCUUCCAGGCAUUUCAUUGGCCAAUUGAAAAAUAUUCCCUGUUAUGAUUGGCUGCAAUCUGGAGAGAAUUUAUAUUCUAAAUAUCAAUAUUACAAAUUUUACCGCCAAAUAUAAUACCUAUUGUGAAAUUUUUAGGUUAUGUCGUAUUGUGAUGUCGAUAUUCGUUGACGUCACACGCUUGACAGGUGUCUGUAGAUAUCUGUGGCAAUUCAAAAAGAAUUUAUUAUGGCUCGUUACUUUCGAGAAGAAGAUAUUGAUGAUUUGUUCCAUUACAGAAUUCAGGGAAUGUUUUUACCUAUUUGCUCGCAAUGGUCAGAUUCGUACCUUAGAUGAAUUGACCAUCAUUAUGAGGUCGUUAGGUCUCAGUCCAACGAUUGCAGAAUUAAAUAAAUAUCUUAAAGAUAAAGGUGGAAAAAUGUCAUUCGCUGAUUUUCUGGAAGCCAUGCAUUUGCAAACAAGAGCGGAAGAUCUUCCAAAAGAAGUUAUAGAAGCUUUUCAAGCUGCAGAUACUGCUCAUACCGGUACUAUACCUGCACGACAAUUGGCUCACAUGCUUCUUCACUGGGGAGAAAAAUUAAGUAACAAAGAAGUUGAGCAAAUCUUUCGAGAGGCCAAUGUAUCCAUCAAUGGUAAUGUCAAAUAUGAAGAUUUUGUAAAGAUUGCCUGUGCACCAGUACCUGACUACUAUUAAGUAUAUAAAUUUUUGGAUUAUAAAUCUUUUAUAUAUACUAUUUGAAGAUAUUUAUUACUAUGUAAUUUGUAACACUUCUAUAUAACAUUAUACCAUUAAAAGAAACUUUUUUUGGCUUAA
Messenger RNA from Vespa mandarinia (Asian giant hornet), 1013 nucleotides. Its product is annotated as calmodulin-like protein 4. NCBI's taxonomy places the organism in Eukaryota, Metazoa, Arthropoda, Insecta, Hymenoptera, Vespidae. The record is from RefSeq and is a predicted model, not a curated record.